Messenger RNA from Paramuricea clavata, 501 nucleotides. Lineage: Eukaryota; Metazoa; Cnidaria; Anthozoa; Malacalcyonacea; Plexauridae. The record is from the annotation of a GenBank genome assembly.
AUGGGUUUACUUUAUGAUGGAAGCAAGACAACGACUUCAUGUGUUGGGUAUUCAGACGCUGACUGGGCUGGAGAUCUUGAUGACAGAAAGUCAACUUCGGGAUAUGUCUUCCAGAUAAGCAACGCAGCUAUCAGUUGGCGAAGCAAAAAACAGUCAUGUGUGGCUCUCUCGACUGCUGAAGCAGAAUACAUGGCAUUGGCAAGUGCAACCCAAGAAGCAGUUUGGCUACAACAACUUCUAAGUGAUCUAAAGAGCGAGCCAACCGGUCCAAUGUUGAUACUUGAAGAUAAUCAAGCAGCAAUCUGUAUGGCAAAGAAUGCACAGUACCAUGGACGUGCAAAACACAUUGAUAUAAAGUAUCAUUUUAUUCGAGAACAUGUUGCUAGUGCUGCAGUUAAACUGGAAUACUGUAGCACUGAAGAAAUGAUCGCUGACAUUUUUACUAAGGGACUAAGUAUGGUUACCAAACUUAGAAAGAUGCUCGGAGUUAGUUACAAAUGA